Molecule: messenger RNA, 2931 nt
Organism: Silurus meridionalis
Lineage: Eukaryota; Metazoa; Chordata; Actinopteri; Siluriformes; Siluridae
Gene: crebl2
Product: cAMP responsive element binding protein-like 2
Exons: 3
Coding region: 336-710 (124 amino acids)
Biological process (GO): regulation of DNA-templated transcription
Cellular component (GO): nucleus
Molecular function (GO): DNA-binding transcription factor activity
Source: RefSeq, a predicted model, not a curated record
UUUAUUUAUUUCUUGUUCCUGACUCGAGCUCUGGUGUAAAACUCUAAUUUCCAGCAUGCCUCGCGGCGGAGUGGGUGUGUCCGUGUGCGCUUCCGAAGGGGCGGAAACGAUGCUAAAAACAUUAGCGACUCUCGGGUUUUUUUCUGUUUUUUUUCUCCGUGUGAAUGUUUUAAGGCGGAUUUUUGUUAAAGUUUUCUAGUUAAAAUCGGAUUUAUUGUCGUGGGAAUCCGAUUACACCGAACAAAGCAAACCGAGUGAGCCGUAAUCUUCACCAGGAUCUCAGCGGCUCGGCUAAACAAGCUAACGCUUCUCAGAUCUCCGAGAGCAGGUCCAAGAUGGACGAGAGCAAGAUGGUCAGUGGAAAGGUGAAGAAGCCGGGGAAACGCGGCCGAAAGCCUGCUAAGAUCGACCUGAAGGCCAAGCUGGAGCGCAGCAGGCAGAGCGCGCGGGAAUGCCGAGCCCGGAAGAAGCUGCGCUACCAGUACCUGGAGGAGCUGGUGUCCAGCAAAGAGAGAGCCAUUUGUGCCUUGAGAGAAGAAUUAGAGAUGUACAAGCAGUGGUGCAUCGCCAUGGACCAAGGAAAAAUCCCGUCGGAAAUCAAAGCUCUCCUGACAGGAGAUGAUCAGAAAGGCUCACAAAGCAGCAGUGCCACCAAACCGGCCAAAAACACGAAAUACAACUCGUCUGGCCUCCAGAGCAAAUCCACUUAGAUCUCAAUGUUCCAGACGCUUCCUCUUCACUGUAAGGAACGUCCAGCUUUCUCCAGGGAUGCAGAGGGACUUCGGGAGUAGAGCUACUGGUGUAUAUGAAGGAGGAAGGAACAGUGCAGUGGUCACAUAGAGGACACACAGAGGGUCGUGGGGUUAUAUAUUUUUUUUUCACAUUUGUUUUGGGGGGGUGGGGGGUGUUAAGGGAGGAAACUGGUGUAAGGAAGAACCAUAAAUCUCACAGUAUUGUUGUAAACCUUUGGCACCAUUUCCGUUCAUUCCCAUCCAGGACGAAGCGAGAGGAGGAAUUCUUGCCGAUUUCAGAAAGUCUGAAAACGAAUCGUGCAAGAAAUGGAAAAGGACAUGUGAGGCCCUGACGUACGCACUGGGCGUGGCCAUUAUGUUCUAAGCACUUUAAAGAAUGUUAGCGAAUCUCGUAGCACUGAGUCGAAGCUCCUGGAUCCUGUUGAUUUCGAGUUGAACGGAUCUUUUUGUUCGUUUCACGCGUAUUUAUUUCUUAAUGCGACGUAAAGCACUUUUUCCUGCUUGCUGUGAUGCUCCAUUUAUUUAGCGAUCGUCUCUAUCGUAUACGCUCUGACUGUAUUACACUCACAUUAACACCUCUCUCUCUCACUCUCUCGCUCUCUCUCUCUGAGUUCAGUACUUUAUUAAGAUUCAGUACUCCUAACUAUUUCAGUACUUCUGAUUAUUUACAUUAUUCAGUAUUCUUGAUAUUUUUUUGAUGGAAUAUUUUUGACACUUAAGGUUCAAUACUCUCUUUUCUUUCAGUACUCCUGAUUAUUUAGAUUCAGUACUUUAUUUAGGUCCAGUUCUCUUUAUUUGGUUUAGUACUUUAGAUUGUUUAGGUUCAGUACUCCUGAUCAUUUUUGUUAUGUACUCCUGAGUGUUUAGGUUCAGUACUCUUUUAUUUAGGUUCAGUACUCACUGUUUAGGUUCAGGACUCCUGAUCAUUUAGGUUCAGUACUCUAUGUUCAGUACUUUCUGUUUAGGUUCAGUACUCUCUGUUUAGGUUCAGUACUCUCUAUUCAUGUUCAGUACUUUAAAUUUAGGUUCAGUACUCCUGAUAAUUUAGGUUCAGUAAUCUUUGUUUAGGUUCAGUACUUUAUGUUCAGUACUCGCUAUCAAGGUUCAGUACUCUCUGUUUAGGUUCAAUACUCAAAUGUUCAGUACUUGCUAUAUAGGUUCAGUACUACUCAUAAUUUAGGUUCAGUACUCGCUAUCAAGGUUCAGUACUCUCUGUUUAGGUUCAAUACUCAAAUGUUCAGUACUUUCUGUUUAAGUUCAGGACUCCUGAUAAUUUAGGUUCAGUACUCCUGACUGUUAGGUUCAGUACUCUCUAUUCAUGUUCAGUACUUUAAAUUUAGGUUCAUUACUCCUGAUAAUUUAGGUUCAGUAAUCUCUGUUUAGGUUCAGUACUUUAUGUUCAGUACUCGCUAUUAAGGUUCAGUACUCAAAUGUUCAGAUCUCACUAUAUAGGUUCAGUACUACUGAUAAUUUAGGUUCAGUACUCGCUAUCAAGGUUCAGUACUCUAUGUUCAGUAUUUUCUGUAUAGGUUCAGUACUCCUAACUGUUUAUGUUCAGGACUCUCUGUUCAGUACUCUAUGUUCAGUACUCCUGACUGUUUAGGUUCAGUACUCUCUGUUCAGUACUCCUAACUGUUUAGGUUCAGUACUCCUAAGUGUUUAGGUUCAGUACUCUCUGUUCAGUACUUUUUGUUUAGGUUCAGUACUCUUUCUCUCUUUCUCUCUCUCUCUAUCACACUCUGCAUUAAUAUGAUUGUAUUUGUAGCGUCUCAGAAUAAGCUCUCAUUCUGCGUAAUUUUUCAACCCGUUACAUUUUCCUCCGACGUAUUUUCCGAUUCGUGUGUUCUCAGAUCGGACGGGGCACCGACAGAAAGAAUUAGAUUGUAAUAAAAACCUGAAAAACUCUUUGAGCAGAUUGGAUCGGAUCGGAUCAGACACAUUAAUAAACACACGUUAGGUAAAAUAAUCCCGAAUUACGACGGAGACGAAGCCACACGACGGGACGGAGAACACGGCGUGGAAACAGCGACACGUCCGUGUUUGUCCUCUGUUUUCUGCCUGUCUGUUUCCAACGUCUUUAUUUUGCACAGAAAUAUAUGGAUAUUUUUAUAUUUCUGCAUAAAGUAUGUAUAGAAACUGUAGCAAAAGUUAAAUAUUUGUUUAUGUAAAAAAAAAUAUA